AUGACUUCCUUCCAUAGCCGAGUCAAGCGUCGGCCGGGAUCACCCACUCCGGGGUGGUUUACGCGUGGGCCAGAUGGUUAUAACUCUGAGAGUCUGUCUGUAUAUGAGCAUGGCGAUUUCUGUCCCGUUCUGCUGGGUGAUGUGAAGGGUGGACAGGAUUUGCUUCAAAGCGGAGACACGAUCUCCUUCAAAAUUGUCGCCAAGCUGGGCUACGGCUCCUUCUCGACUGUCUGGCUGGCCAAAAAUGUUUGGGCAUCCAUCAUGGGGGACUGCAUAAGGAUGCCUUUCACUUCUGAGGCCCUCCACAAUUCGUUCAUGUGCGACUGCAACGUGGAUAUUUUUUACAUCGGUGAAAAGGGGGAAGCGCCAAGUUUACCCCCAAAUUUGCCGAAGUAUAUUGUUCAACAUGAGGAGAUUGGGCUGUUGACAGAUAAAGAAGAUAUGUCCAAAGUAGACCUCAUCGACUUUGGCUUAUCCGGCGAGAAUUUCUUCGAAGAAUAUGAUCAGCGUGAUUACUUGAAUCAUGAUGAUGAUGGUCAACUCCUCCUGAUUGAUGAUCAUCUAAGUGAAAAUCGUUGCUUAGGAAAAAACAUUAGUUUCAGGAUGUUGAUCGGAGACAUUAUUCACCAUCUCCUUCAGAAGGAUCCCUCUAAACGCGAUCCCGAUACUGUAAGAGAUCUCCUGCGAAAACUCGAAAGUGGCGAUUACGGUUAUGACAGUGGGAGCUCUCAAGAUGGGUCCUAUAAGUUGACCCACAGCAACUACUUGUUUUCUUUGAUCUUAGGUCGAUCUCGACAAAUGCUAUAUGAUGCGUCCUGCUGGUCCUUAAGGCGCUUUAUAACAGAUUUGGUCGUUAAGGGUAAAUUCGCGUUGAUGUCCUUCUGGGUCAACUCUGUUAUUCUCACAAGGCGUGUGAAGGAGUUGGAUGACUUCGUCCACUUUUUUCAUUUGGCGCUGGGGUCAGAUGACGCCUGCUCUGAAGAUGACGGCGGAAGGGGAGUGGUCAUGGAAAUUCCUCGCAGUGAGAUCUCAAUGUCGGCAAAUUUACCUAUGGACAUUUUGACUGAUGGCGGAAUGCGCAUGCAGUUUGUGAACGAGGCAAGCCUUGUGGGCAAAAUUGGUAUGAACUCGCAUGGGUUUGGGUUAUGCGACAACGCAUUGCGGGCGGGAGCAAAGACUACUGACAGACUACCGACGCAUAUCAUGCCGCGUUGGCUCCUCCAGUACACAAAAAGCUUCGAUCAAGCGCUCCAGGUGAUUCAGGAAUAUGGCUGUGCUUGCACUUGCAAUUAUAUUCUGAGUGAUAUGAUCAACGGUGGUUUGUUUACCCGCGAGUCCUCGUAA
Histoplasma mississippiense is the source of this 1344-nucleotide messenger RNA. RefSeq lists its product with no specific name. Bases 1 to 1344 code for a protein of 447 amino acids. The record is from RefSeq and is a predicted model, not a curated record. The transcript is spliced from 9 exons. NCBI's taxonomy places the organism in Eukaryota, Fungi, Ascomycota, Eurotiomycetes, Onygenales, Ajellomycetaceae.